UCAUCCUCCAAGUCGGCAUGCGCCUCCACUAGCCAGUUACCAUCUCGUGAACGAUGUCGGGAAAGCGUCUGCUGGACGCCAUCCAGCUGCUCAAUGUCGCCAAGUCCGUGGCUGGCAAGCGCCUCGCGGUGCGCCAACACCAGCUAGACAUCUUCACCAGGACUUCCUCGCUCACCAAAGGCAUUAAAGCCCAGGCCGACGGCCUGAUCAUAACUGCGCAGGCAGCAGCCGCGCUGGCGAAGCGAUUCAACGAGCCCCAUCCGUCUGACCUUUCGCCGAAAUCCCAAUCCGCCGACGCGCCCCGUUCAGGAUACGAGCAAUCGCACGCCGCUGCAUCACUUUCCCCGGAAGAAGCAAGGAGGUUGCAGCGACAAUCGGAGACGCAGAUUCCUUCCACGGCCGCUGAACACACGGUGAGGGACGGGACGAGUCAGGUGGACAUCAGCACGCAGCAGGAAACAUAUUACAAGCCAUCUCAGGAGUCGACGCCGGAGCUAUCGGGACUUCCUCGGGUCAAGUUGCCCAAGAACGCCAGUGAUACCCAACGUAAUGUUCAGAACGAGAUCAAUGCAGACGUUUUUCACUCGUCUGCCGGUCCCGAGAAGCCUAGUGCGGAAAAGGAUGAGAUUCCGGAGGAAAUGAUGAGCGAGAUCUUCCACAGCCCAAGAGUUGCCAGGAUGCUUUCCAAGAAACCUGCGGCAAGCGCAAAGGGCCUGCCGGGGGCCCGCGUUUCAGAGGAAAUAGCUUCAGCUAUCCCAAAGGCAACGCCGGCAACUGCAGCAGAACAACCCAGAUCACGUGAGAAUUAUAAGAUGGUCGAAUCGCGAAUUCCCUCGUCACGGCUGGGAAGACUAUGGCAGUAUGGCGGACUGGCAACGUCAAUGGCGUUCGGCGCUGUUGGUGAGGGACUGAGGAGGGUUUCUGGAAGCAAAGAGGACAGCACUGGGUCGCUUAUGUUUAGUGCUGGAAACAUGGAGCGACUGGUGGCCAAGCUCUCCAAGAUGCGCGGCGCGGCGCUUAAGCUGGGACAGAUGCUGAGCUUCCAAGACUCCAAAAUGCUUCCGGAGUCGAUCAACAUUGUCCUCCAACGGGUCCAAGACCGGGCAGACUACAUGCCUGCCUCUCAGCGCGACAAGGUCUUGGCCGACAACUUAGGACCUAACUGGCGCGACCUGUACUCCUCAUUCGAUGAAGUUCCCAUGGCUGCCGCUUCGAUAGGCCAAGUCCAUGGGGCCGUGCUCAAGAAGACCGGCCAGCCCGUCGCGGUGAAGGUACAAUACCCCGGCGUAGCGGACUCCAUUGACUCCGAUCUGAACAACCUGUCUCUCCUGCUCACGGCAUCUCGUCUUCUCCCUCGAGGUCUCUAUCUGGACAAGACCAUCGCCAACGCCCGAACCGAACUCGCCUGGGAAUGCGACUACAUUCGAGAGGCCGAAUGUGGCAACCGCUUCAGGGAUCUCCUCCAGGAUGAUUCCGUUUUCCUCGUGCCCGAAAUCAUCCCCGAGGCUUCCGGCCGACAUGUCCUGACCAUGGAGCGCCUGGAGGGUAUCGCCGUCACCAAGAUCCAGGAUUUCAGCCAGGAGCAGCGCAACUGGAUCGGGACGCAGAUCCUGCGCCUCUGCCUGCGAGAGAUCGCCGAGUUCAAAUACAUGCAGACGGACCCCAACUGGACCAACUUCCUCUACAACGCGAAAACCAACCGCCUGGAGCUCCUCGACUUCGGCGCCUCGCGCGAGUAUCCCGACGAGUUCAUCACCAAAUACAUCCAAACACUGCUGGCCGCCUCCCGCGACGACCGCGAGACCUGCCAUCGCCUGUCCAUCGAGCUGGGCUAUCUGACCGGCCACGAGUCGAAGGCCAUGGUGGACGCCCACGUGACGUCGAUCCUCACGCUGGCCGAGCCCUUCAUGAAUUCCUCCCCCGACGUCUACAACUUCAGCAACCAGACCAUCACCGACCGGGUCCGCGGCCUCAUCCCUGUCAUGAUCCACGAGCGGCUGGCGCCUCCGCCGGAGGAGACGUACAGUCUGCACCGGAAACUGAGCGGCGCUUUUCUGCUCUGCGCACGGCUGGGAAGCCAAGUGCGCUGCAAGGACCUGUUUGCGGACGCCAUGAAGAAAGCCGAUGCGUCUGGGGUCGGUGCUGGAUCUCAAUAGAGUGAAAGAGAGAACAGCCAAUAGCUCGAACGAGCAAGAUGCCGGAUCAGUUGGAUCAUUAUUUCCACUCCAUGUGUUAUUAUUAUAUUGGCGGCGAAGGAAAAGUCAAAGUCAUCUCCCUGUAAAUUAUUAUAUAGAAUAUGUACG
Messenger RNA from Aspergillus steynii IBT 23096, 2303 nucleotides. RefSeq names its product protein kinase COQ8. The coding region runs from base 54 to 2156 and encodes 700 amino acids. NCBI's taxonomy places the organism in Eukaryota, Fungi, Ascomycota, Eurotiomycetes, Eurotiales, Aspergillaceae. Gene Ontology annotation, biological process: ubiquinone biosynthetic process. Gene Ontology annotation, molecular function: kinase activity. Gene Ontology annotation, cellular component: extrinsic component of mitochondrial inner membrane. The transcript is spliced from 3 exons. The record is from RefSeq and is a predicted model, not a curated record.